GAUAGUGGGAUCGCUGAUUAAAAACAAAGCAAGUUCCUUCUUCCUCCAAACCCACUGCUCCUCGCCCCCACCCCCCUUCAAUCCAUUUCCGCAUCUUCUUCUUUCGCAAAUCCAUGGCACCUGGCAAUUCCAAGAAGCGACAGCGCGUGAGCCACCCCACUCCCUCUCUGUUCCUCGACUCCUUCGACCAGAGAUCCAUUUCCGAUUUUGCUGCCAAGCUCCGUCGCACCCCCUCCUCCUCGUCCUUUGUCCGACCCAUCCUCGAUCACAGGUCCACACCCACUUUCUCCUCCUCCCCCGCCUCCUUCAACGAUCCUGCUACGGCGGACCUCCUCCUCCGUCUCUUCCUCGAACCGUUCCCCUACGAUUCCUCCCUCGAUUCUGCUGCCCGUGACCGCGAUGCUGACCCAUCCGAUGUACAGAUCUAUCUCCACUCUCACGUCCUUCGUCGCUCCAAAUACUUCGCCGCCCUUCUCUCUGAUAGAUGGCACAGACCUACUGCUAACACUUCCCUUUCCUCCUCUGCGGAUAUUAAAGAUUACACGCAUAUUAAUCUACCAGUGUCCGCCAAUCAGGGAACCAUCGCCGCGCACCUCGCGGUUCUCCAGCUUCUCUACACCAAUGAUUUCGAUGCUGCAAUCAACUCGCCGUCUACCGCCCUCGACGUACUCCCGGUGGCGCUGGAGCUUCUUUUUGAUGACUGUGUCAGGUCCUGCAUUAGGUUCCUCGAAGCGGUUCCGUGGACCGAGGAGGAGGAAAUGAGAGUACUGGCCCUGAUUCCCUUCUUGAGGGAGGAAGAAUCGAGAGAGCUCCUUGCUAGGAUUUCUCCUUCCAGAGAGGAUUCCUCUGAGGAGAUGCUCCACGGAUUAAUUGUAACGGCGAUUCAUAACCAUCCUAACUUGGCUUAUGUGAAGGCAUUUGUGGCCAAGUUAUUGAGAGACUUCUCUUCUAAAGAGUCAGCUAAGAGGGUCCUGGAGAGGGCAUUCGAGACGAGCUUGAAGGUUGUCAAAGAGAGCUUGGAGGAGUACUCCAGUCCGGAUUUUAGAGGGACCAUAACGAGACGAGCAAUACAGAGGCUAAAUUUGCACACGGCCAACAACGGGAGGCAUUCUACAGUGUUGGUGGAGAGGAAUGAGCUGAGGGUGGCUGAUUCGGCGGUCAAGGAGUGGAGUGAGCAGGCCGCAUUCACUGCGGAUCUACAGAGGGCCUUUCGGGAUGAUGCAUGGAGGAAUAUCGUCCCGGGUCUGCCCGCUGUCAUGCUGCGAUGCACUUCAAAGUUUGCCAACGCGGUUGCUGCUGGCAGCAUUUUGGCUGCUAGACAGGUUAGGAUGAACCUUGUAAAAGAUUGGCUUCCUGUUCUGAUAGUGUGCAAAGAGAAUGUGUCACCUAUGUCAGCGAGUCUAAAGACACUGUACAUGGAACUGGAGGAGACAUUCCUGAGAAUUAUAUCCACACUGCCAAUAUCAGAUUCACAAGUUUUGCUGCAGCAGUGCCUGAGUUUCUCAACCAGAAAUGUGGAAGAUUGCCCCCACUUGGUUACAGCAUUCAAUACCUGGUUCCGUCGUGCAACUCGACCCCCUCAGCUGGACAGUCUUGAUUUAUAGCAAAGCUUAUGGUGAUGAUGGUGUGGAAUGAAAAGCCUUGGCACCACCUGGUAGCAACUUUUAACCAUAGGAGGUCAGGCUUUGGUUGUGAAUACUGUGUAAAUCAUAUAACCGCUUAGCUUGUACAUAGAAAGCUGGAUGUUUGGUUUUUUUUUUUUUUUACAAAUGGUUGUUGUUCCUUGCAGCUUUUAUGCAAUUGUAUCCUCCCGCUUUUAAGCCUUGAACCUUUAUUUUUGAAGAGGUUUAGUUGGCUCUCUGUCAUUUGUGCAAUUUCUUCUCUUUGAUGUUGCUAAGACGGACGCUUUAGUCAUGAAAUGUAAAUAUUUUUGCCGGAUCCA
This is a messenger RNA of Carica papaya (papaya), 1942 nucleotides long. Its product is annotated as BTB/POZ domain-containing protein At1g63850-like. The record is from RefSeq and is a predicted model, not a curated record. Lineage: Eukaryota; Viridiplantae; Streptophyta; Magnoliopsida; Brassicales; Caricaceae.